Molecule: messenger RNA, 1033 nt
Organism: Arabidopsis lyrata subsp. lyrata
Lineage: Eukaryota; Viridiplantae; Streptophyta; Magnoliopsida; Brassicales; Brassicaceae
Product: 50S ribosomal protein HLL, mitochondrial
Exons: 3
Coding region: 294-842 (182 amino acids)
Biological process (GO): translation
Cellular component (GO): mitochondrial large ribosomal subunit; ribosome
Molecular function (GO): structural constituent of ribosome; large ribosomal subunit rRNA binding
Source: RefSeq, a predicted model, not a curated record
AAAAAAAAAAAAGAAUUCCGUGAGCGGCAGGAUUCGAACCUGCGCGGGCAAAGCCCACAUGAUUUCUAGUCAUGCCCGAUAACCACUCCGGCACGCCCACUUUUGAUAGCGUCACCACUUUCUUACAAUAUAGCUUACUAAGUCAGUAACCAUUUAUUACACAGAGCCCAAAUGAUCGCUGCGACUGCGAGUGUGUGUGUGUGACGUAAAACCCUAAAUUUGGGGUCUUUGUGCAAUCGCAAGAUUCAUAGGCUCUCUGCGCCACUAAAGAUUGAAUCCUCUAAAUUGCAGAAAUGGCGGCAGCUUUAGCUUCCAGGCUCUCCAAAGGACGUUCAUUGCUUGGAGGUCUUUGCAAUGCUUUCUCUGGUUUGAUGAGUUCCUCCAAUGGAAUGAUGAAUGGGAGCAUCCUCUCUCAGCAACAACAUAGGUCAUUCAUUCAAAUGGGGACGAUUCUCAAAUCUGUGGAUAACUCGGGUGCUAAAGAAGUGAUGUGCAUUCAAUCCCUGAGAGGUAAGAAAGGAGCAAGACUUGGCGAUAUCAUUGUUGGUUCAGUGAAAGACGCCAUACCAAAAGGUAAAGUGAAGAAAGGGAUGGUCGUGUACGGUGUGGUUGUGCGUGCUGCGAUGCAGAAAGGACGUGCUGAUGGAAGCCAAGUCAGGUUUGAUGACAAUGCCGUUGUAGUUGUGGGCAUUAAGGAAAAGAAGAAGAAGAAUUCGGAUGGUUCCAAGAGAAAAUUUGAGUAUAACCAACCGACUGGUACUCGAGUGUUUGGUCCUGUCCCCCACGAGAUGCGCCUCAGGAAACAGCUCAAGAUCCUUACUUUGGCUCAGCACAUUGUUUGACGACACUACAUCACACUAAAACACCAGUUAUUAUGAUCUCCUUAAUGUGACUCUGAUCCAUUCAUCACUUGGGGUUUCUGUUUGAUUCAUAAACUAUUCAACUCAUUAUUUUUGUUAAAUUCUAAAGAAUUAUGAGACCUUAACCUACCAAUUGUGAUCUCUUAUUUAGGCUCGUUUCGGUCGUUAAACUC